Fomitopsis serialis is the source of this 1197-nucleotide messenger RNA. Its product is annotated as D-lactonohydrolase-like protein. The transcript has 8 exons. Bases 1 to 1197 code for a protein of 398 amino acids. Lineage: Eukaryota; Fungi; Basidiomycota; Agaricomycetes; Polyporales; Fomitopsidaceae. The record is from RefSeq and is a predicted model, not a curated record.
AUGUUGUGGCAAUUGAGCUUGGCAGCAUUGGGUGGCUUUGCUGCUUGGAAGUGGACUUCCUCGCAGGAGCAAUCCAUCUCCUUCAGCGGUAUGACCAUUCCUCCCCAGUCAUUGAUCCACGGGCAUACAAUGUUAUGGGCGAGAGCGGCACUUACCGUCGAAACUCGUUUACCGAGUUUUCAACCCUACGAAUACGAGUCCCCCGUUCUUCCAGAUAUUCCACCCAGAAUUUCUGCGAAUUCUGGCCAUCGCGUCUCGCCUGGAACUAUUUUCGCACAUGAGGCACCCGUAUGGUUCCCAGAGACAGACGAAGUCUUCUUCGGUAGUCACUGCUCUGGACCGAAGGGUUGGCGCGACUGUCGCGGAAACAACUUCAUGUCGAAGAUCAGCAUGCAAGAAGUCAAAGGCGUUGUACAGGCUGCUGGAAGCACUGUGGCACCGCUAAAUGUCACUGUCACUCAGCUCGACACUGCAGAUGUGCGGCAGAAGACAUGGGGCGCGACAGGCCCUUACAAGUCAUCGCUCAUUCUGAUCAACUCAGGGAAUGUUGACCGUCCGUCGUCGAUCGCACUCAUGAACCCCGCACCGCCAUACAACAUUACGGUUCUGUUCGACAACUACUACGGGAGGCAAUUCAAUUCGCUCAACGAUGGCAAGAUCCAUCCAACGAGCCACAAGAUCUUCGUUACCGAUCCCACAUACGGAUUCUUGCAGCAUUUCCGUGAACCACCGCUCUUGCACAACCAAGUCUACCGCUUCGAUCCGGACACUGGCAACGUGAGGGUCGUCUCCGACGAACUCGUGAGACCCAAUGGUUUGGCGUUCUCGGCCGACGGCCAAAUCGCAUACGUGGCGGACACCGCUGCUUCCAUCGGAUUCCAUGGGAGAAACCAGACUCUCCCUUCUACGAUCUACGAGUUUGACGUCAAUCCCAAAACUCAGGUAUUCGAGCACAAGCGCGUCUUCGCCUAUAUCGACGCUGGUCUGCCAGACGGGAUACAGGUCGACAAGUUCGGCAAUGUUUACUCAUCUUGUGGAGAUGGCAUCCAUGUUUGGAAUCGGGACGGCAUUCUCAUUGGCAAAUUCUUUGUCGGGAAAGUAUCAUGCAACCUGGUCUUCGCUGGAGACGGAAACUUGGUCAUAUUAGCGGGCGACCAGGUCUUUUUGCGGAAGUUGCAGCAGGUGGGAUCAACCUAG